Megalops cyprinoides (Indo-Pacific tarpon) is the source of this 1932-nucleotide messenger RNA. RefSeq names its product vang-like protein 1. The coding region runs from base 361 to 1932 and encodes 523 amino acids. The record is from RefSeq and is a predicted model, not a curated record. NCBI's taxonomy places the organism in Eukaryota, Metazoa, Chordata, Actinopteri, Elopiformes, Megalopidae. Gene Ontology annotation, cellular component: plasma membrane. Gene Ontology annotation, biological process: multicellular organism development. The transcript is spliced from 9 exons.
UCUUAUCCGGGUUAGUUUGUGUCCUGUGUGCUUAGCUGUUAAAUUUACAUGUAUAUUUCUGUGCGAGAAACAUCCAUGGGAAUGUUACCUUAGCACAAAGGGGAGCUUUUUUCCCGAAGGAUCUGCAAGUUUACUCAAUGCUUAUGUAUUUCGCGAUCGGUUGAUGUUUUCUCGCGGGGAGCCCCCAGGGUUGCUGUCAAGAUAGACCCCCGACAGCACGCGGCCUCCAGCAACCUCCUGAGCGAGCUCAGCCUCCUGCCGGAUAAGACUGCCCACAAGCUCCCGCUGUGUCUGCCCGGCGCUAAGCCCAGCAACCUCCACAGGGCCCUCAGCCAACCGCUGGGGCAGGACAGUAUCGCCAUGGACACAGAGUCAACCUACUCUGGGUACUCCUACUACUCUGGUCGCUCCAGAAGCUCCCACAGGCAUGGGGAGCGCAGCCGAGAUCGCCACAAGUCCCGCAGCAAGGACAGCAGCCGCUCAGAGAAGUCAGUCACCAUCAACGCCCCACCCGCAGAACCGCUCCUGGGGGACCAGUCCGCGCCCCGAGAGGAGGUCCAGGAUGACAACUGGGGUGAGACGACGACAGCGGUCACGGGGACGUCGGAGCACAGCCUCUCCCAGGAGGACAUCGUACGCAUCACCAAGGAUGCGGAGGAUGGUGUGGGGCCGGACUGCCGGCGUUACCUGGGCCUGACGCUGGCGUCGGUGCUGGGCCUGCUGGUCUUCCUCACGCCACUGGCCUUCCUGGUGCUGCCGCACCUGCUGUGGCCCGAGCGGCUCAAGGCCUGCGGCACGGCCUGCGAGGGCCUCUUUAUCUCGGUGGCCUUCAAGCUGCUCAUCCUGCUGCUGGCCGUCUGGGCACUGUUCUUCCGCCCGCCCCGCGCCGGCCUGCCCCGCGUCUUCGUCUUCCGCGCCCUGCUCAUGGUGCUGGUGCUGCUCUUCGUCCUCUCCUACUGGCUCUUUUACGGGGUCCGCAUCCUGGACUCGCAGGAUGAAGACUACCAGGGCAUCGUGCAGUACGCCGUGUCUCUGGUGGAUGCCCUGCUUUUCAUCCACUACCUGGCCAUCGUCCUGCUGGAGCUCCGGCAGCUGCAGGCUGCCUUCUCUGUCUGCGUCACCCGCUCCACCGACGGGGAGAUGCGCCACUACAACCUGGGACAGCUCAGUAUUCAGCGAGCUGCCCUGGCCAUCUUGGAGAAGUACUACAGGGACUUCCCCGUCCACAACCCAGCCCUGCUGACCGCCUCCAAAUCCCGCGCAGCCAAACAUCUGGCCGGGCUCAAGGUCUACAACGUGGACGGCCCGGGGAGUAACGGCGCGGGUCAGUCGCGGGCCAUGAUCGCGGCCGCCGCACGCCGCAGGGACAGCAGCCACAACGAGCUGUACUACGAGGAGGCGGACCACGAGAGGCGCGUCCGGAAACGGAGGGCCAGGCUGGUGGUGGCGGUGGAGGAGGCCUUCACGCACAUCAAGCGCAUGCAGGAGGAGGACCAGAAGAAGGCCCCCGCCGAGGUGAUGGACCCGCGGGAGGCCGCCCAGGCCAUCUUCCCCUCCAUGGCGCGCGCCCUGCAGAAAUACCUCCGCACCACCAGGCAGCAGCACUGCCACACCAUGGAGAGCAUCCAGCAGCACCUGGCCUUCUGCAUCACCAACAACAUGACGCCCAAGGCCUUCCUGGAGAGCUACCUGACCCCCGGCCCCACACUGCAGUACGGGAAGGAACGCUGGCUGGCCAGGCAGUGGACGCUGGUCAGUGAAGCUGCUGUCACCAGCGGCCUGAAGGAGGGCUCUGUCUUCCUGCUCAAGUGCAUAGACUUUAGCCUGGUGGUCACCGUCAAGAGGAUCCCCUACAUCAAGAUGUCCGAAGAGUUCAUCGACCCCAAGUCCCACAAGUUUGUCCUCCGGCUGCAGUCAGAGACCUCUGUGUAG